Molecule: messenger RNA, 4367 nt
Organism: Myxocyprinus asiaticus (Chinese sucker)
Lineage: Eukaryota; Metazoa; Chordata; Actinopteri; Cypriniformes; Catostomidae
Gene: c2cd5
Product: C2 calcium dependent domain containing 5
Exons: 28
Coding region: 189-3440 (1083 amino acids)
Biological process (GO): protein localization to plasma membrane; positive regulation of protein targeting to membrane; intracellular protein transmembrane transport
Cellular component (GO): plasma membrane
Molecular function (GO): calcium-dependent phospholipid binding; calcium ion binding
Source: RefSeq, a predicted model, not a curated record
UCCCACCUGCGCAUGCUGCUGCUGCUCGCGGAUGAACAUUACGGUUUCGACAGGAUUCCGAUCAAAAUGCCUCACAGAAUCGAUACUGCACCUUCCUGAGAUCUGAUCAUGACAGAAGAAGCGUUUUAAUCGAUGGACAGACUUUAAUGUCAGAUUGAACCGCUGAGGGGAACUGGACUAGCUGAAUCAUGCCUGGGAAGUUAAAGGUGAAGAUUGUCGCAGGGCGGCACCUGCCCGUCAUGGACCGCGCCAGCGAUCUCACGGACGCCUUUGUGGAGGUGAAGUUUGGAAACACAACAUUUAAAACUGAUGUGUACCCCAAGUCCCUGAACCCUCAGUGGAAUUCCGAAUGGUUCAAGUUUGAGGUGGAUGACGAGGAUUUACAAGACGAGCCGUUGCAGAUAACUGUUCUUGACCAUGACACAUACAGCGCUAAUGAUGCCAUAGGGAAGGUGUACAUUGACAUAGAUCCAUUACUCUGUAGUGAAGCAGCGACCGUCAUCUCUGGCUGGCUCCCUAUCUAUGACACAAUACAUGGUAUAAGAGGGGAAAUCAAUGUGCUGGUGAAGGUGGAUUUCUUUAAUGACCUGAACCGCUUCAGGCAGUCAUCAUGUGGGGUGAAGUUCUUCUGUACAACCUCUAUUCCUCGAUGCUACCGCGCCGUGAUGGUUCAUGGCUUUGUAGAGGAGCUUGUGGUGAAUGAGGAUCCCGAGUACCAGUGGAUUGACCGCAUCAGAACCCCUCGUGCAUCCAACGAGGCCCGACAGAGACUCAUCUUUCUCAUGUCAGGUGAAUUGCAGAGAAAGAUUGGUCUUAAGGUCCUGGAGAUGGGAGGGAACGCAGUGGUGGGGUACCUGCAGUGUUUUGACUUGGAAGGAGAAUCAGGCCUUGUGGUCCGUGCCAUCGGGACAGCCUGCACACUGGAGAAAAUCAGCACCCUGACUUCUGCCUCAGCCACACACCCCAGCAACUCCUCUCCUUCAAAAGACAUGAAAGAGCCAGUUUUUGGGGAGGAGGCCCCAGGCAUCCCAUUAACCUCAGGACCCCCAACCCCCCUGAGAGCACAAACCUUCUCUUCCUUCUCCCCCUCCAAGUCCUACAGUCGCCAGUCCUCUUCCUCCGACACCGAGCUCAGCCUAACCCCCAAAACCGGAAUGGGCAGCGGCGGCAGUGCAGGGAAGGAGGCGGGGCCUCUUAAAGCUCUUCUGAGGCAGCAGACCCAAUCCGCUUUGGAGCAGAGAGAGUACCCUUUCUUCACGUUGACCUCCUUCCCUCCUGGAUUUCUCCUUCACGUGGGGGGCGUGGUCAGUGCCCGGUCUGUGAAGCUCCUCGAUCGAAUCCACAACCCAGCCUUGGGUAACACCAGAUCAUACAAACUGCUAGACUGGAAUAGUUUCACUGCAGACGAACCAGAGACACGAGAUGCCUGGUGGGAGGAGAUCCGUCAGGAAAUAAAGUCGCAUGCCAAAGCUCUCGGCUGCCACGCUGUGUUGGGGUACAGCGAAUCCACCAGCAUCUGCGAGGAGGUGUGUAUUCUGUCGGCAUCGGGCACUGCGGCGAUCCUCAGCUCCAGAUUCAUGCAGGAUGGCCCACUGGACACCGACUACAGGUUGUCACGGCAACCGCUUGUCUUUUCUACAGGGGCAGAGAGGGUCGAGGGGGAUAUGGGUAGUUCAGCCUCUUUAGGAUUUGAGGAGGUGGCGCCCCCUGGCUGUGGUUUCUGUCACAUACCGUACGAUGAGUUGAAUAUACCAUUUCCUGCGCAGCUCACCUACUGCUACUGCUGUCGCCGCUUCAAAGUGCCCGAUGUUCUCUUCACCACAAUAGACUUGCCUACAGAAGCGAACAUCACUGGCAAGGGCUGCCUGAUUCAAGCCAGGCUGUGUCGGACCAAAAAGAAGGCCCAAGGGGAGGGAAACGCCACAGCCAUCAGCAACCUUCUUCCUUUCCUAGAGUACGAGCUUCACACACAGCUGAUGAACAAGCUGAAGCUACGUGGCAUGAACUCUCUGUUCGGCCUGCGCAUCCAGAUCAGCGUGGGAGAGACAAUGCUGCUAGGACUGGCGUCUGCCACAGGAGUCUAUCUGACAGCGUUACCCAGUCCUGGAAGAAUCCAGAUAGCAGGAAAAACUCCCAGCGACAUCACAUACGAGCAGCACAUCUCCAAUAUGCAAAAGAAAAUCAACGACACCAUAGCUAAAAACAAAGAACUAUAUGAAGUCAACCCACCUGAGGUUGUUGAAGAGAUAAUUGGUUCACCAAUCCCUGAGCCCCGGCAGAGGUCCCGCCUCUUCCGCUCUCACUCAGAGAGCUCUGACGAGGUAACUGAAUUAGACUUAUCCCAUGGAAAGAAGGAUGCCUUUGUACUGGAGAUUGAUGACACGGACGCUGUGGAAGAUAUACAUGCACUUCUGACUGAUUCCCCUAUGCCACCAGGAUUCUACAGCUGCAACACUGAAAUUAUGCCUGGUAUUCAGAACUGGACUUCAGCCAUACAGAUGUUUACCUCCGUGAGGGUCUUCCGCCUUAACAACGCCAACCUGACCAAUCAGGGACUGAAUAAGAUUUUCAGUGACCUCUGUGAGAAUCUUCUUAAGAGCUUGUACUUCAAACUGCGGUCGAUGAUCCCCUGCUGUCUCUGUCACCUGAACUUCAACGUGGCUGUACCUGAAGAUGAGCUCAUACAGGUGGCGGUGACAGCUGUUGCAAUGAGUUUUUACAAAGAUCAGACUCUUGAGAAUGGAAGACAAAGUGGGGACAAGACCCUGAUAAAGGCAAUAACAGAAAAUGACGAGCAACUUCAGUUCAAUCUGGAGCUCAAUGCUGAGUCGUCUUCUUCAAACCCUCUCAGCUCCACCAAAGGUCUCUCAGAUGUUUCGGGCAGCCAUCCCUCGGCCAGAGACAGAUGCAGUUCCUGGAUAGAGCAGCUUAGACUGAAAGCUCACACCAUAAGACGUGGAUCAGUUAAAACAAUGUCUUCUCUGGAGAAGGCCAGCCCGUUGCCAGAAGGUCGCUCUCGUUCCCUUCAGUCGAAUCGCUCGUACUCUGGCAGUUCUGUUACAGUGGUCAAAAUGACUCCCCUCUCUUUCAUUCCUGGAGCAAAGAUCAUCAAAUACCUUGGCAUCAUCAACAUGUUCUUCAUUAGAGAGACCAGCUCGCUGAGAGAGGAGGGAGGUGUGAGUGGGUUUCUUCAUACGUUCAUAGCUGAAGUAUUUGCAAUGGUUCGCGCCCACGUUGCUGCUCUCGGAGGAAAUGCUGUUGUCUCCUACAGCAUGAAGGAGUGUGUGUUUAUGGAGAACCCCAACAAGAAUCAGGCGCAGAGCCUAAUCAACGUUAGCGGGGACGCUGUUAUCUUUGUCCGAGAAUCCGAACUUGAGACGACUUCUAUACAGCCGCAGUCGGCGACCAGAGAGACCUCCAACGGUGGGGACGGAACGUGAACCCUCAAACACACACUCCAAAAAACUCAAGUGUGCUAGUCUUAACCAGAACCAUGCCAUCUUAUGCCAUUUGAAGCUGGUUCAUGUUAAAACUACGGCACCAACCAAAUCUAAAGUUUCCAAAAAUAACUUAAAGAUCUCUUUGCAACCCGAUUGGCUGGUUCUCUCGAGUGUCGUAUUUUAGCCCAUUAAAUGAUCGAUGUUUUAUUUCCGAAUAAUGUUUUAAAAUCCCUCCAUCAGAAUCCUUUCAAAAAGGACGUCUGCCAUUUUUCUAUUUGUUGGCCAUUAUUGUUCACAUUCCAGUUUGUCCAUAUGAGGCUGCGGCAGCUACAAAUUUAAAAGGUCUAAAAGAGUGAGUGUCUGGGUGUUUGUAAAGAGUUUGUAAAUAUGUGAACAUCUCUAAAUGGCCAUGUUUUAUAUUUCAAUAUUGGAAUAAACUACUUAUGCACUCGCACAGACAUCCAGUUCAGGAUUUUAAAACACUGAAUCUGCCAUACUGGUUUCAAGUUAGAUAUUUCUCAUCACGUCCUACUGAUCUCUUUAUAAUCAUGUCAGAUGUUGUAAAUGUGUUCGUUUGCUUUCAUGUGCCACAAUGUGUGAUUUUUAUUUUUUUUUUGUUCAGACGUCAGACGUCUGUGAGGCUGGUCCUGUUCCCUUGCAUGUGCAAUGCCAGUUAAUCAAUAAGAUAAAGAGAUAUUUUAGGGGCAGAGGCAUGCUCACCAUGAACUGUGGGACACGUGAAUGUACAGUUGAUGAGAAUGGAGAGGAGACUCAAGUCUGGUUGAGGUUGGCAGCAUGCUGAAUCCUCUGCUCAUGUGUUGACUGAUUUUUAUUGCUAUUAUUUUGUAUAUAUGUGUUUGCCUGAGGACAAAACAAAAUUGCACAUUAAUAGUAUAAUUAAAUAAAACUGUUAUAGCUCUUGUGUGA